This is a messenger RNA of Ectocarpus siliculosus, 1079 nucleotides long. Lineage: Eukaryota; Phaeophyceae; Ectocarpales; Ectocarpaceae. The record is from the annotation of a GenBank genome assembly.
AUGCCACGGGACGAUAUGAGUAGGGGAGGAAGCGGCCGUGCAGGGGUCAACAAGAACUUUCUUCUCAACACCGUCCACGGACUAAAAUCGCACAACAAGCGCGAGGAGGAGGAGGACUGCUGGAGACAGCACGGCCUCGAGCAGAGGGCGCGAGAGCGCCUGCUGGCUCACGACGCCAACCGAAAUCGACGAAAUGUCCCGGCCGACGGAGGUGAUACAUCGGCGAGCCACGCCUCCGACGUUGAUGCUCGCCGAUUCUGGGCAGAGCGGAAGGAAAGGACCAUGACUGCCACAACGCCGGCCAUCGACCCGAGCGCAGCAGCCGCCGCUACAGGAGGUUCAUCGCCCUCGGUGGAUAGGAAGAGGCAACGAGAGGAUAGUGAGGAAGGCACUGGGAGGGCGAAUGGGAAUCGUGGAGACAGGAGAAAGAAAGACGAUAAGAAGAAGGGGAACAAGAAGAAAAAGAAGAAGAGGAAACGGGAGAGCCGAGAUAGGGCCGGAAGCGACGAUGAGCGAGGAGCUGUAGGCGUAGGGAACGCCGGGGGGGAUGAGGAAGCUCGCAGAAGACACAAGCGAUCGAAGAAGCGUGCACAGAAGAGGCGCAACAAAUGACAGGUCGAGGCCCAACGCCGAUUUGAGCAGGCCGCCUUGCCAGGAGAAGGUGUGCGCGAUUGCUACCCCCCACAUCAGUGCUAUUCCGGGGUAGGUGACUUUGUGUCAACCCGCAGCAGUGUCGCCAUCGUGAGGUGCGGCGGGAUAAGGGGCGCUGGAGGGAUGCUUGAGCUGGUGAUGGCAGCUGGCGUCAUGGCCUGCGCUACACGUAAAGUGUGUGGGAGCGUCGGACGCCGAUGAAGCUGAAAUCGUUCGAAGAUAAGCCGUGCUGUUCAAGCAAACGUGUGCAUGCGGCGCAUGCGCGAAAGGGUCUUCGCGCGCACGCAGUUGCUGAUUCGUCUCAUAAGGGAGAUGAUGGGGGUCAGUCUGCCUGUCUUCUAUAUCGCUGGGCAAGUUUGACUGCCCAUCCUGGUGGUGCACGAAGCAGCGGUUAAAGCGUGAAGUUAGCACGGCAUGUAUGCGUAGUG